GGGAUCCAGUGUCCGAUAGGAAGGGCGCUGGAGAGCGGUCAGGUUUGGCGGCUGGGCCGGGCCGAGUGGGUACGGUAGCUGAGCGGCCGCCGCUGGUUGCCAGGUUUGGUGUAGAAGGUAAAGCACAGUGAAAGAAUUCAAGAUGCCACCUAAUAUAAACUGGAAAGAAAUAAGAAAGGUUGACCCAGAUGAGCUGCCUCGUCAAGAAGAAUUGGCAGAUAAUUUAUUAAUUUCCUUAUCCAAGGUGGAAGUAAAUGAGCUAAAAAGUGAAAGUCAAGAAAAUAUGAUACACCUUUUUAGAAUUACUCAAUCAUUAAUGAAGAUGAAAGCUCAAGAAGUAGAGCUAGCUUUGGAAGAAGUUGAAAAAGCUGGUGAAGAACAAGCAAAAUUUGAAAAUCAAUUAAAAACUAAAGUAAUGAAACUGGAAAAUGAACUAGAGAUGGCACAGCACUCUGCAGGUGGACGUGACACUCGGUUUUUACGUGAUGAAAUUCGCCAACUUGAAAAGCAAUUGGAACAAAAAGAUAGAGAAUUGGAGGACAUGGAAAAAGAGUUGGAGAAAGAAAAGAAAGUUAAUGAACAAUUGGCUCUUCGAAAUGAGGAGGCAGAAAAUGAAAACAGCAAAUUAAGGAGAGAGAAUGAACAGCUUCGUCAGGAUAUUAUUGACUAUCAAAAACAAAUAGAUUCGCAAAAAGAAACACUUUUAUCAAGAAGAGGAGAAGACAGUGACUACCGAUCACAGUUGUCUAAAAAAAACUAUGAACUUGUCCAAUAUCUGGAUGAAAUUCAGACUUUAACAGAAGCUAAUGAGAAAAUUGAACUUCAGAAUCAAGAAAUGAGAAAAAAUUUAGAGGAGUCUGUCCAGGAAAUGGAGAAGAUGACUGAUGAAUAUAAUAGGAUGAAAGCUGUUGUGCAUCAGACAGAUAGUAUGAUGGACCAGUUAAAAAAAGAAAAUGAUCAUUACCGGCUUCAAGUACAGGAGCUUACAGACCUUCUGAAAGCAAAAAAUGAAGAAGAUGAUCCAAUCAUGGCAGCUGUGAAUGCAAAAGUAGAAGAGUGGAAGUUAAUUUUGUCUUCUAAAGAUGAUGAAAUUAUCGAGUAUCAGCAAAUGUUACAUAGUCUGCGGGACAAACUGAAAAAUGCCCAGCUUGAUGCUGAUAAAAGUAAUGUUAUGGCUCUACAACAGGGUAUACAAGAACGAGAUAGUCAAAUUAAAAUGCUCAGUGAGCAAGUUGAACAAUAUACAAAAGAAAUGGAAAAAAAUACGUUUAUAAUUGAAGAUAUGAAAAACGAGCUCCAAAGAAAUAAAGGAGCUUCAACACUUUCACAGCGGACUCAUUAUAUGAAAAUUCAGUCUAAGGUUCAAAUUUUAGAAGAGAGAACUAAAGAGGCUGAGAGAACAGCUGAACUGGCUGAGGCUGAUGCUAGGGAAAAGGAUAAAGAGCUUGUUGAGACUUUGAAGCGAUUAAAAGAUUAUGAAUCCGGAGUUUAUGGUUUAGAAGAUGCUGUUAUUGAAAUAAAGAAUUGUAAAAACCAAAUUAAAAUAAGAGAUCGAGAGAUUGAAGUAUUGACAAAGGAAAUCAAUAAGCUUGAGUUGAAGAUCAAUGAUUUUCUUGAUGAAAAUGAGGCACUUAGAGAGCGCAUGGGCCUUGAACCAAUGACAAUGAUCGAUUUAACUGAAUUUAGAAAUAGCAAAAGUUUAAAACAGCAGCAAUACAGAGCUGAAAACCAGAUUCUUUUGAAAGAGAUUGAAAGUCUAGAGGAAGAACGACUUGAUCUGAAGAAAAAAAUUCGUCAAAUGGCUCAAGAAAAAGGAAAAAGAACUGUCACUUCAGGAUUAAUUGCUGAGGACCUGAACCUAACUGAACACUUUUCUCAAGAGAAUAGAAUGGGAGAAAUAAAAUCUGAUUUCAUGAGCCUCAAAAAUAUGAGUGAAGGACAGUCAAAGAAUGAAGUCAUAGCACGGGAUUUAUUGAUCAAAGAAGCACAGAAUAGAAAUGCAGAAAUAGAGCUUGAACGUCGUAGAAGCCAGGCAGAACAGAAUGAAUUUCUUUCAAGAGAACUAAUUGAAAAGGAAAGAGAUUUAGAAAGAAGUAGAAUAGUAAUAGCGAAAUUUCAAAAUAAAUUAAAAGAAUUAGUUGAAGAAAAUAAACAACUUGAAGAAGGUAUGAAAGAAAUAUUGCAAGCUAUUAAGGAAAUGCAGAAAGAUCCUGAUAUUAAAGGAGGGGAAACAUCUCUAAUUAUUCCCAGUCUUGAAAGACUAGUUAAUGCUAUAGAAUCAAAGAAUGCAGAAGGAAUAUUUGAUGCUAAUCUGCAUUUAAAAGCCCAAGUUGAUCAACUUACUGGAAGAAAUGAAGAAUUAAGACAGGAGCUCAGAGAAUCUCGGAAAGAGGCUAUAAAUUACUCUCAGCAGUUGACAAAAGCACAUUUAAAGAUAGAUCAUCUUGAAAAAGAAACCAAUCUUUUACGACAAACAGAAGGAUCAAAUGUUGUGUUUAAAGGAAUAGACUUACCUGAUGGGAUAGCACCAUCUAGUGCCAAUAUUAUUAAUUCUCAGAAUGAAUAUUUAAUACAUAUCUUACAGGAACUAGAAUAUAAAGAAAAUAAGUUAAAGAAUUUAGAAGAUUCUCUUGAAGACUAUAACAGAAAAUUUGCAGUAAUUCGUCAUCAACAAAGCUUAUUAUAUAAAGAAUACCUAAGUGAAAAGGAGAACUGGAAAACAGAAUCUGAAACAAUGAAAGAGGAAAAGAAAAGACUUGAGGAUCAAAUCCAACAAGAUGCUAUAAAAGUGAAAGAAUAUAAUAAUUUGCUGAGUGCUCUUCAGAUGGAUUCAGAUGAAAUGAAGAAAACACUUGCAGAAAAUAGUAGAAAGAUCACAGUCUUACAGGUGAAUGAAAAGUCACUCAUCAGGCAAUAUACAACUUUGGUAGAAAUGGAGAGACAGCUUAGAAAAGAAAAUGGGAAACAGAAGAAUGAAUUGAUAUCAAUGGAGGCUGAAGUUGGUGAAAAAAUUGGACGUUUGCAACGUUUUAAGGAAAUGGCCAUUUUCAAGAUUGCAGCACUACAAAAAGUUGUAGAUAAUAGUGUCUCUCUGUCGGAACUAGAAUUGGCCAAUAGACAAUACAAUGAACUGACUGCUAAGUACAGAGACAUCUUGCAAAAAGAUAAUAUGCUUGUUCAAAGAACAAAUAACUUGGAACACCUAGAGUGUGAAAAUGUAUCCUUGAAAGAACAAAUGGAAUCUAUCAGUAAAGAACUGGAGAUUACCAAAGAAAAGCUUCACACUAUUGAACAAGCCUGGGAACAAGAAACUAAAUUAGGAAAUGAAUCUAACAUGGAUAAGGCAAAGAAAUCUGUAACCAACAGUGAGAUUGUUUCUAUUUCAAAAAAAAUCACUAUGCUGGAGAUGAAGGAAUUGAAUGAAAGGCAGCGGGCUGAACAUUCUCAAAAAAUGUACGAACAUGUGAAGACUUCACUACAGCAAAUGGAAGAACGCAAUUUUGAAUUGGAAACCAAAUUUGCUGAGCUUACCAGAAUCAAUUUGGAGGCACAGAAAGUGGAACAGAUGUUAAGAGAUGAAUUAGCUGAUAGUGUGAGCAAGACAGUAAGUGAUGCUGACAGGCAACACAUUCUAGAUUUAGAGAAGAGUGAAAUGGAACUAAAAGUUGAAGUAUCAAAACUAAAAGAGAUUUCUGAUAUUGCCAAAAGGCAAGUUGAAAUUUUGAAUGCACAACAGCAGUCCAGGGAGAGGGAAGCAGAGUCCAUCAGAACACAGCUGUUAGACUACCAGGCACAGUCUGAUGAAAAGGCACUAAUUGCCAAGCUGCACCAACACAUAGUCUCUCUUCAAGCUAGUGAGGCUACUGCUCUUGGUAAGUUGGAGUCAGUUACAUCUAAACUGCAGAAGAUGGAGGCCCAUAAUUUGCGCUUAGAGCAGAAACUUGAUGAAAAAGAACAAGCUCUCUUUUAUGCCCGUUUGGAGGGUAGAAACAGAGCAAAACAUUUGCGCCAAACAAUUCAGUCUCUACGACGACAGUUCAGUGGAGCUUUACCUUUGGCACAACAGGAAAAGUUCUCUAAAACAAUGAUUCAGUUACAAAAUGACAAACUUAGGAUAAUGGAAGAAAUGAAAAAUUCUCAACAAGAACAUAGAAGUCUGAAGAACAAAACACUGGAGAUGGAAUUAAAGUUAAAGGGACUGGAAGAUUUAAUAAGCACUUUAAAGGAUACCAGGGGAGCCCAAAAGGUAAUCAGUUGGCACACAAAAAUAGAAGAACUCCGUCUUCAAGAGCUUAAACUCAAUCGAGAAUUAGUCAAAGAUAAAGAAGAAAUAAAAUAUUUGAAUAAUAUAAUUUCUGAAUAUGAGAACACAAUCCGUAGUCUGGAGGAAGAAAUUGUGCAGCAGAAUAAGUUUCAUGAAGAAAGACAAAUGGCCUGGGAUCAGAGAGAAGUUGAGCUGGAACGUCAACUAGAUGUUUUUGACCGUCAGCAAAAUGAAAUACUAAGUGAAGCACAAAAGUUUGAAGAGGCUACAGGAUCAAUGCCAGACCCUAGUUUGCCCAUUCCAAAUCAACUUGAGAUUGCUUUAAGAAAAAUUAAGGAAAAUAUCAGAAUAAUCCUAGAAACCCAAGCAACUUGCAGAUCACUGGAAGAGAAACUAAGAGAAAAAGAAUCUGCUUUACGGUUAGCAGAGGAGAAUAUUCUGUCAAGAGACAAAGUGAUCAAUGAACUGAGGCUUCGAUUGCCUGCCACUGCAGAACAAGAAAAGCUUAUAGCUGAGUUCAGCAGAAAAGAGGUGGAACCAAAAUCUCAUCACACGUUGAAACUUGCUCACCAGACCAUUGCAAAUAUGCAAGCAAGGUUAAAUCAAAAGGAAGAAGUGUUGAAGAAGUAUCAACAUCUGCUAGAAAAAGCCAGAGAGGAACAAAGAGAAAUUGUUAAGAAACAUGAAGAAGAACUUCAUAUUCUUCAUCGUAAAUUAGAACUGCAGGCUGAUAAUUCACUCAGUAAAUUCAAAGAAACAGCUUGGGAUUUAAUAAAACAGUCUCCCACUCCAGUUCCUACCAACAAGCAUUUUAUUCGUUUGGCUGAAAUGGAACAGACAGUAGCAGAACAAGAUGACUCUCUCUCCUCACUUGUGAUCAAACUAAAACAAGUAUCUCAAGAUUUAGAGAGACAAAAAGAAAUCACUGAAUUAAAAAUCAAAGAAUUUGAAAAUAUGAAAUUACGGCUCCAAGAAAAUCAUACAGAUGAAGUGAAAAAAAUUAAAGCAGAAGUAGAGAAUUUGAGGUGUCUUCUGGUGCAAUCACAAAAGGAGUCACAAAGUUUAAAAUCUGAACUUCAGACUCAAAAAGAAGCAAAUUCAAGAGCUCCAACAACUACAAUGAGAAAUCUAGUAGAAAGGCUAAAGAGCCAAUUAGCCUUGAAAGAGAAACAACAAAAAGCACUUAGUCGGGCACUUUUGGAACUUCGGGCAGAAAUGACAGCAGCAGCUGAAGAACGUAUUAUUUCCGUGACUUCUCAGAAAGAGGCAAAUCUCAAUGUUCAACAAAUUGUGGAUCGACAUACUAAAGAGCUAAAGUCACAAAUUGAAGAUUUAAGUGAAAAUAUUUUAAAACUUAAAGAAGCUCUUAAAACAAGUAAAAACAGAGAAAACUCACUAACUGAUAAUUUAAAUGACUUAACCAGUGAACUUCAAAAUAAACAAAAAGCCUAUGGUAAAGUGCUUAGAGAGAAAGAUGGAGUUGAUCAAGAGAAUAAUGAACUGAAGAGGCAAAUUAAAAGAUUAACCAGUGGAUUACAGGGCAAACCUUUGAUAGAUAACAAACAAAGUUUAAUUGAAGAACUCCAAAAGAAAAUUAAAAAGCUAGAAAACCAACUGGAAAGAAAAGUGGAUGAAGCAGAAAUGAAACCUAUGAAAGAAAAGAGCGCCAGAGAAGAAGUAAUUCGGUGGGAAGAAGGUAAAAAAUGGCAAACCAAAAUAGAGGGAAUUCGAAACAAGUUAAAAGAGAAAGAGGGGGAAGUCUAUAUUCUAACAAAGCAAUUGACUACUUUGAAGGAUCUUUUUGCCAAAGCUGAUAAAGAGAAACUUACCCUGCAAAGGAAACUAAAAACAACUGGCCUGACUGUUGAUCAGGUUAUGGCAGUGCGAGUGUUGGAGUCAGAAAAAGAGUUAGAAGAAUUAAAAAAGAGAAAUCUUGACUUAGAAAAUGACAUAUCAUAUAUGAGGACUCAUCAAGCUCUUCCUCGAGAUUCUGUUAUAGAAGACUUACGUUUGCAAAAUAAAUACCUCCAAGAAAAGCUUCAUGCUUUAGAAAAGCAGUUUUCAAAGGAUGCAUAUUCUCGGCCUUCAACUUCAGGAAUAGAUUCAGAUGAUCAUUAUCAAAGAGAACAGGAGCUCCAGAGGGAAAACUUGAAGUUGUCAUCCGAAAAUAUUGAACUCAAAUUUCAGCUUGAACAAGCAAAUAAAGAUUUGCCAAGAUUAAAGAAUCAGGUAAGAGACUUGAAGGAAAUGUGUGAAUUUCUGAAGAAAGAAAAAGCAGAAAUAGAGCGGAAACUUGGCCACGUUAGAGGGUCUGGUAGAAGUGGAAAGACAAUCCCAGAACUAGAAAAAACCAUUGGUUUAAUGAAAAAAGUAGUCGAAAAAGUCCAAAGGGAAAAUGAACAGCUGAAAAAAGCAUCAGGAAUAUUGACCAGUGAAAAAAUGGCUAAUAUUGAGAUGGAAAAUGAAAAGUUGAAGGCUGAAUUAGAAAAACUCAAAGUUCAUCUUGGACGUCAGUUGAGCAUGCACUAUGAAUCCAAAGCCAAGGGCACAGAGAAAAUUGUUGCUGAAAAUGACAGACUUCGUAAAGAACUUAAAAAAGAAACUGAAGCUGCAGAGAAAUUACGGAUAGCUAAGAAUAAUUUGGAGAUAUUAAAUGAGAAGAUGACAGUUCAACUAGAAGAGAGUGGUAAGAGAUUACAGCUGGCAGAGAGUAGAGGUCCACAGCUUGAAGGUGCGGACAGCAAGAGCUGGAAAUCAAUUGUUGUUACAAGAAUGUAUGAAACCAAGUUGAAAGAAUUAGAAACUGAUAUUGCCAAAAAAACUAAAAGCCUUACUGAUCUUAAACAGCUUGUAAGACAAGCAACAGAGAGGGAACAGAGAGUUAAGAAAUAUACGGCAGACCUUGAGCAACAGAUUGAGAUUCUCAAACAUGUUCCUGAAGGUGAUGAGACAGAGCAAGGCCUUCAACGGGAGCUUCGAGUUCUUAGAUUAGCUAACAGUCAGCUGGAAAAAGAAAAAGAAGAAUUAAUCCAUCGGAUAGAAAUUAACAAAGACCAAAAUGGACCUGAAAGUACCAUAUCUGAUCCUGAUCAACUAAAGGAAAAGGUCAAAGAUCUAGAGACACAGCUCAGAACCUCAGACAUGGAAAAGCAGCAUUUGAAGGAGGAAAUAAAAAAGCUGAAAAAAGAACUGGAAAAUUUUGAUCCAUCAUUUUUUGAAGAAAUAGAAGAUCUGAAGUAUAACUACAAAGAAGAAGUGAAAAAAAAUAUUCUCUUAGAAGAGAAGUUAAAAAAACUUUCUGAACAAUUUGGAGUUGAAUUAACUAGUCCUGUUGCUGCUUCUGAACAGUUUGAAGAUGAGGAGGAAAAUCCUGUUAAUUUCCCCAUAUACUAAAAGGCCAUCUCUAACUAUAGUUUUAUUUAACUAUUUACUAACUUUGUAAGUUAAAAUUCCAUCUGGAAAUCAAGCAAGUCUGACCUACAUGAUUUCCUUUUCAAUACCUCAUAGCUUUACUUAAAUUGGAAUUUUUAGUAAAU
Molecule: messenger RNA, 7800 nt
Organism: Budorcas taxicolor (takin)
Lineage: Eukaryota; Metazoa; Chordata; Mammalia; Artiodactyla; Bovidae
Gene: CEP290
Product: centrosomal protein 290
Exons: 54
Coding region: 143-7657 (2504 amino acids)
Biological process (GO): kidney development; camera-type eye development
Source: RefSeq, a predicted model, not a curated record